AUGAUACAAAAUUCGAUUGUUAAAAAAACUCAAAAAUCUACUGUUAAUCAACUUGAACAUGAUGUUGGUACAGAUAAUAAUAUGAAAGAUGUUGAUGAAGAUCAAUCUAGUACUGAAACAAUCUUGUAUUGUCCAAAAUGUAACAGUAAUAUUGAAGAACAAGUUCCUGAAGAUAAUCAAUCUGGUGUUCAAACAAAAUCAAAAUUGUAUUUUUGUUACGAAUGUGAAUAUGUGAUCGAAGUCGAUGAUUAA
Molecule: messenger RNA, 252 nt
Organism: Rotaria sordida
Lineage: Eukaryota; Metazoa; Rotifera; Eurotatoria; Philodinida; Philodinidae
Source: the annotation of a GenBank genome assembly